Acanthosepion pharaonis is the source of this 702-nucleotide messenger RNA. The record is from the annotation of a GenBank genome assembly. NCBI's taxonomy places the organism in Eukaryota, Metazoa, Mollusca, Cephalopoda, Sepiida, Sepiidae.
AUGAAUUCGUUUUACCUCUUCUUUUUUUCUUUUAAAAUCGCUGCCAUUUUCUGGCUUCUGCAUAUUAAUCGCUUCAUACAUCUAUCUAUCUAUCUAUCUAUCUAUCUAUCUAUCUAUCUAUCUAUCUAUCUAUCUAUCUAUCUGUCUGUCUGUCUUCGGAUAAUCAGUCAUCUAUCUAUCUAUCUAUCUAUCUAUCUAUCUAUCUAUCUCCUUCGGAUUAUAAACCAGUCAUCUAUCUAUCUAUCUAUCUAUCUAUCUAUCUAUCUAUCUAUCUAUCUAUCUAUAUAUAUAUAUAUAUAUAUAUAUAUAUAUAUAUAUAUAUAUAUAUCUUAUCUAUCUUCAUCAUCUAUCUAUCACAAUCUCUUCACAUCUCUAUCUAUCUAUCUAUCUAUCUAUCUAUCUAUAUAUCUAUCUAUCUAUCUAUCUAUCUAUCUCCGGAUUUAUAAACCAUCUCUUCACAUUUAUCUAUCUAUCUAUAUAUCUCUUCAUAUCUAUCUAUCUAUCUAUCUAUCUAUCUAUCUAUCUAUCUAUCACAAGCUCUUCAUAACUACCUGUCUAUCUCACUCAGUCCAUUAUCUAUCAAUCUCAGUUUUUAAAUCUAUAAAUCUGUCAUUCUGUUCAUAUCUAUCUAUCUAUCUAUCUAUCUAUCUAUCUAUCUAUCUAUCUAUCUAUCUAUCUAUCUCACUCGCUUCAUACCUAUAA